Molecule: messenger RNA, 1530 nt
Organism: Morchella sextelata
Lineage: Eukaryota; Fungi; Ascomycota; Pezizomycetes; Pezizales; Morchellaceae
Exons: 3
Coding region: 1-1530 (509 amino acids)
Biological process (GO): maturation of SSU-rRNA
Cellular component (GO): nucleus; 90S preribosome
Source: RefSeq, a predicted model, not a curated record
AUGCCACCCAAAAGAAAACAACCUUUCUUAUCUGCCCUUCAGUAUGGCCGUAAAAACCCUCGUCUGAAUCCUCGUUUUCAGAAAAAAGACGAAAAAGAGUUAGAUUUUCCGACCGACCUUUCCGACCCCUCGAGUCUCCCCCCACAAGCAAUUGAGCUGGUUCGCAAAGUAGUUGAGGAGAAGAUAGAACAUGGAAAAAAAUUGGUUUUUCGCGGCCUGAAGAAAGCUAAGGGUUUCGAAAAACAGAAACUUGUGAAACGACUAAAGAUUGCUAGGGAAAAGAAUGAAGACGCAACUGUUAAGAAACUUGAGCUGGAGUUCGAAGUUCUAAAGACGGAAGAAAUCGACCUUAACUCUCUCGCCUCAAAUCAUAUCUUAAAAACAUUUUCAAAAUACAAGCCUAUAUCAACAUCUCCUUUGUUCCCUCCCUGGCUCGCACCACGGAAGGAAUUAGAAGCUCAGCUGAACGAUAAAGAAAUAGCGAAAAGGAAUAUAAUUGCAAGAUUAUACAACUCAAACGCUGUCAAAGAAGCAAUGGCAAUGGUGGUUGGAAAUGUCAAGUCGGCGAUAGGCAUAAGCGAGGGUGGUAUUAAGGGGAAGGGGAAGGUAACUGAAACAGAAACAAAUGUGGGAUCCGAGUCUGAAGAAGGUAGUGGGGAGACUGUUGAGACAGUUCGUCUUGUAAAGAGGAUGAAAAUCGACAAUAAAUCUACUGCCGAAGAGGAAAGCGAGAGUGAGGACGAGGAAGAAGAGUGGGGUGGGAUUUUGAACUCUGAAGAAUCAGUAGAUGCAGAAAUAGAUUUGGAUGCCUUUGCUGCCGAUUUCAUGGAUAGGGUGGCAGGAUCAUCAGACGAAGAUGAGGAUCAAGGCCCAUUACAACGGGGUACAGAUGAUGAAUGGUCUGGCGAAGAUGACGAAGAUGACGAAGAAGACGAAGAAGACGACGAGGAAUAUCAGGGGGUACGAGCUCAGCACGCUAAACCAACCACUUCCAAAUCGAAAUCCGAAUCCAAACCAAACCCAGACCCACAUAAUCAAACGCAAGAGGCCACCAAUUUAAAGGUCAAGAAAUCCGAAAAGCUGAAGCCUGUUGACUCGGUAAAGUCAACGUUUCUCCCUACCCUCAUGUCCGGUUACAUUUCUGGCUCUGAUUCCGAUAUUGACGCCGACUAUUACAAAGAUAAAAACGGAAAGAAGAAGGGGCCGGCACAGCCGAAAGAGCGGAAGAACCGGAUGGGUCAGCAAGCUAGAAGAGCCUUGUGGGAGAAGAAGUUUGGGCAAGGGGCGAAUCAUGUCAAAAAAGGAGAGGAAGAGAAAGGUAGGAAAAAAAUCGAACAAAGGAUCAAACAAGGAAGAGGGGAGGACGGAAGGAAGGAGGGGAGUACUGCAGAGAAGAAAGGGAAACCCACAGAAGUUGAAGGGCCCUUACAUCCAAGUUGGGAGGCUGCCAGGAAAGCGAAGGAACAACAGGCAAAGGUACAAGAAGCAGUCAAGGGGAAACCAAUGGGAAAGAAGAUCGUGUUUGACUGA